Arabidopsis thaliana (thale cress) is the source of this 565-nucleotide messenger RNA. RefSeq lists its product as uncharacterized. Bases 147 to 437 code for a protein of 96 amino acids. The transcript has a single exon. NCBI's taxonomy places the organism in Eukaryota, Viridiplantae, Streptophyta, Magnoliopsida, Brassicales, Brassicaceae. The record is from RefSeq and is marked reviewed.
ACAGGACCCCGAUCGACUCUCUGAUACGAUUCAAAGCGACAUGCAUACAAUGGUACGCUCUCUUCAACGACAAGAGAUUCAUCGACAAUCACUUGGAUCUCUUAUAGAAACGAUCCAUACGAAUUUAUCAUGAUAAGGUUGAAAUCAUGAAUCCGGUGACCUUAGAUCUCUUAUGUCUACCAGUUUCCCAAGAGUUUGGUUUUGGUAUUUUGCAUACUACCGUUUCUGUUAUUCACUGCUCCAAAGUUCCGAUUUCUCCAAGGAGACAUUCAAGCCCAUAUGUUCGUGGCCUGUUGAGGAUAGGGUUGAUUAUGCCUGGUGUGUUCCUCUUGAUUUAUCCGCCUUUUCAGGUUUCCAAGAAGAUAGGCUUUCUUUGUUAUAUCAAUACGCUGGAGCCAAAACAAGAGAUAACCAGGUGUGAGUCACAAACAAGGUGACUGAUGAGGUUGUCUCAUGGAGUAAGUAUUUUAUUGGCUCAUGCAUGUUCGUUCUAAGCUUUGUUUUGGUCUUUCUAUAUUCGUGUGUUACAUAUUUUGUAUAAUACAACUAUGAUAUGGUGCACUUC